UUCAACUUCCUGUUUAUUGCAGAAAAUGAAAGAUUUUAGUCCAGAACAACAUGACCAUCCAGAAAAUCCUCCUUCUGGUGAGGAAAGUACUAGUGAAAAUGUGGAUUACAGGGAGAUUUUUGCAGAAACAACUCAAUUUAGUCACUAUGAUAAGGAAUGCAAUAAGUGGACAGAACCCAUCAUAGGAGUUCUUAGAAUCCUGGAAGAUCUUGGUCCAUAUUGGGUCAAUGUCAGACAGUAUAAGGACAACACUGUUUGUGCUGACCAUCUAAUUAAGUCUGGGAUGAAACUACUACCAAAAGAUUCCAAACAGCGAUCAUUCACUUACUGGACAAAGAUCAAGGAGACUGAUCUAAAAGAGGAAUGUUUGCAAGUCAAGUUUGAAAACAAAGAAAAAGCUUAACAG
Physella acuta is the source of this 406-nucleotide messenger RNA. RefSeq lists its product as uncharacterized. Lineage: Eukaryota; Metazoa; Mollusca; Gastropoda; Physidae. The record is from RefSeq and is a predicted model, not a curated record. Gene Ontology annotation, biological process: intracellular transport.